UUUGUUGUGACAUCCCCUUUUCAGUGCUUCUCUGAUUUCAGGAACUGCACUUUAUUGUCUAAGGGUGACAUAUGUGCAGCAUAUGGACGAUGAUGAGCGGUUCCUUGGUUUAAUUUGUGGGAGGUGAAAUUUGUGCGGUAUGCGAAAAACAGGGUAUGCGUGUAUGUAGUCGGUAUGCUGCGAUUGGUAUGUACCGCCCCGUCUCGUUGCUCAUGCGCGUCUUGCGGACACUGGUGCUCUCGUCUGUUGACUGAAAAAGACGUUGCGUCACCGAGAGACCGGUGGGCUGUUGUGUCUUGCUGCGUGUAGCAGACUGGUUGUGAUAGUAAGGCAGCGUGAGCGUAGGUGUAAGCUUACGGUAUGCUAAGGAUAGCACAGACGCCUGUAGUAGACAGCGCAUCCUUUGUGUCAGCUGUAGUAUCCAAUUUAGACCCGCAACCGUACUGGUCCAACGAUAUUGCAUUGCCAAAGUGUGUAGGUCCUGCUAUGUUAGUUGUGGCUUAUUAAAUUGGUAGUCCGUAAUCCUCUUUGCCCAAGAAGUUUCGCUCCCGCCGAGCGACGUUAGUGAAUUCUUAACUGCUCAAAUCGAGUCAUUCCCAGAUGCUGGUUUGUGUUCAUUUAUUGGCAGUCGAUUGCUGAAGCGCCGCGCGGUCGCGUAAGCUCGUCUCGAACCCGUCGGCGAAAUUUGCAUCGCGGAAUCAAAUUUCCGGGCAAAUUACAUGCGCCUGGCUGUUACUGGUCGACUAUAAGAGAAGCGAACGAAGUGGUCAUCGCAGCAUUCCAGUUUGCCCACUUCUGGUUGGAGGUAUGCACAGAUUGAGCUACGGACUACUCGUGACGAUGAUGAGAUCGUAUGCACUUGUUUUUGCCAUAUGUGCUGCUUGUUUGGCGAGAACGUCGACGAUACAAGUGCGUGACGCAUUCCAGCAUGCCCAUCUCGACAACGAAAUCGAGGAGCAGAAGCUGGAGCUGCAGCAGGAGCUGCUCAUGCUGCUUGGAAUCAACGAACCACCACAGCUCACCCACCAUCAUCAUAACGUCGUUCCGGCUUACAUGAUGAACCUCUAUAGUCGCUUCUCGGCGGAUGUAUCCGACCUGGACGACGAGUGGCCGGUACUGACGGCCGAUAAGACGACUCUGAAAGCUACCAGCAUCAGAGGAUUCCUUGCACAACGAGGUCAGCACAUGAUGAGAUCCUUAUUGACGCAGAGGUUCACUUUUCUGUCUGCUAACAUCAAUCCGUCUGACGUCGUCUUGCAGGCGAAACUCACGAUGCUAUGGAAACCGUCCGAGGCAGCGAAUCGCAAUCUGGGAACCGAGUUUGUUGUAUCCGUCUAUCAGUACACGAGGGACGACGAGAAGGACGCAGAACUGACACAGAGGAGAACACUCUCACUGCAAGGCAGAAACCGUCCGCAAUGGCUGCACUUCAAUGUUCGACGAAAAGGCAAGAAUAACAUGAUUGUAAGCAGAGGAGGUACUGUCAACUUUCUGGUUAAAGUCCACGCGGUGGGAAACGACACGAAUCAGCUGAGUCCUCGAGAUAUCGGAUUGAGCACGUACCACGUGAGCCAGAGAGAGCAGCCAUUGUUGGUCGUGUACACCCACAGCAAGAGACGUCGAUUCAGGAGACAGACUCACGAGAGGAGGGAGAGAAUAGCCGAUCUGGUGGCUCAACUGUCAGAGACAAGGAAACGUCGAGCAUCCGCAGACGACGAUUUCGGCUCACUGAAUCAAACCCUGUUUGCUGGCUCGGCUCUGCCCAGUUCUUCAUCAUCUCCUGAAUCGCUAAUGUCGAAGCAACAGAAGAGAAUAUGCCACAGAAGAGAAAUGAAUGUAACAUUUAGAGAGUUUGGUUGGAACUCAUGGAUCAUAGCACCCAAGACGUACCAAGCAUAUGCUUGCCGCGGGGAAUGCAAGUUUCCAUUUUCUCAUUCUGGCUCGGUCAACAAGACAAAUCAUGCCCACGUGCAGGCUCUUCUACAUCACAUGUAUCCAGAGGACACACCGAGAGUCGUGUGCUCACCCUGGUCGUUCAAUGACUUGAUGAUUCUUUACUACAAGGAAACUAAUGAAGUCGUAUACCAACGAUAUGAUGACAUGAUUGUUACUGCAUGUGGCUGUCGAUAGCCAUGGAGAUGAAUGGUAUUGUAGACAGAGAGAAGUGUGACAGACCUCUGGGAACUGUACAGUUUCCAUGCGGCCAGACAAAUUGAUAGUAAUAUACAGAGUCGGAUGCUUUCGGGUUUGCUUUAAUUAAAGUAGACGAGAACCAGAGACAGAGAUAGUAGGCAGGCAUAUCAUUAUGUAUUGUAGUGGGAUAUAACGAACCGAUCUUUAGAGUCGGAUUUUUUACUGUAAGACAAGCGUAUGACCUACAAUUUAUUGCAAUAUACUGGCAUAUUUUCAAUAUAAGACGGUGUCAA
Molecule: messenger RNA, 2426 nt
Organism: Corticium candelabrum
Lineage: Eukaryota; Metazoa; Porifera; Homoscleromorpha; Homosclerophorida; Plakinidae
Product: bone morphogenetic protein 7-like
Exons: 2
Coding region: 808-2130 (440 amino acids)
Cellular component (GO): extracellular region
Molecular function (GO): cytokine activity; growth factor activity
Source: RefSeq, a predicted model, not a curated record